AGAAUGAGAGGCAGGGGGAAGCUGCAAUGUAGCCAGCUCUGAAGGAGCUUCCCAUGCAGCAGCCCCCUGCAUAGCUCUAGUGGCUGCCUUUCCUUCCGAGUGACUGAUCCAGGCUAGGAGCCCCCUCCCCAGGCCCUCCACACCCCUCCCUCCAUCCGCAGCACCUGCACAUCUUUACACCAUGAGUGGCUUCUCUGACUCCUGUGCUGCCAUGCUGGCUACCUCACUCACUUUACUGUGCUCCUCUCAUUUCUAGAGGCAUGCUCAGCUCACAUGGGAUGUCAGAGUUGGGGGAUCUGAUCCUUACUGGAUGGGGUGUACGCUGAUUUAUUUAAGGUGGCUGAGAAGGAGAAAGCAUCCUGCACAGGGGCAUUAAGAGAGGAUUGGUGUGUUUUCUCUUAAACCUGUGGAGAAGUUAUCCCAGAGCUACUUGGGACCUCCCCUGCUCCCUGGGGACCAUUUCCUCACUCCCUCUUUGCCAGUUGUGUGUUAGUGUGUGUUCACAUUGUGACAAGCUGCCACACACUGAGUGAUGGAUUGCUGGUGGCAUGGGGAAGGUCUCCAUGUGGUUAUUGCAUGCCAGUGAUGUUGGGAUGUCUGAGCCCUCCUGGAAUUUGUGACACACUUACAGGACCUGUCAGCAGGAUGACUAGGGAUGCAUCAUGCCUGGCUGUGGGCUGUGCAAUAAUAAUAAUACUACUAAUAUCCCAGCAGCACACUGCCUGGUGUGUAUAAGUGGAGCACACAGUGACCUGUUUCUUAUGGGAUCUUCCAGGAUGCGGCUGCAGGAUUCCAUUUAGAGCUGGCUGGCUGAUACAUUGUAUAUUCUGUGACCUGUUGGGGCUGAAGUCCCAGCACUUCCUCCCUCCCCAUUAGCCCAGAUGCAGCAUUACUAAAGAGGACACACCGUGAGCCAGGUUACCUGGGGAUUCCAGAAGCUAUGGAGAACUCCUGAUCCUGCAGAGCUUUUUCUUUUUGGAUACAGUUUGGACAAUGGAUAGAAGAACUACCUGGGAUUGUGACAGUGACACCUAGAACCUGCACCCCAUCCUCUAGCUGGGUUUAUUAAGGAGGGGGCACGCUGGGGCUGGCUGUUUUGACUUAUUCACACACAGACUGGCAGCUUGUUCUCUAUUAGCAGAGGGCUUGCAGGUAAUCGGAGCUUCACUGGCUCAGUGAUAGCAGUCUAGGGGGCCCUAGGAGGGGCCCUGUAGGAGCCAUGGCUGCGGCGAUAGCCAGCUCACUGAUUCGGCAGAAGAGGCAAGCGAGAGAGUCCAACAGUGACCGAGUGUGCACCUCCAAGCGCCGGACCAGCCCCAGCAAGGACGGACGCUCGCUGUGUGAGAGGCAUGUGCUGGGGGUGUUCAGUAAAGUCAGGUUCUGCAGUGGAAGAAAGAGGCCGGUCAGGAGAAAACCAGAACCCCAGCUGAAAGGAAUUGUGACAAGGUUAUUCAGCCAGCAGGGAUACUUCCUGCAGAUGCACCCAGAUGGCACUAUUGAUGGGACCAAGGACGAAAACAGUGACUACACUCUUUUCAAUCUAAUUCCUGUGGGUCUACGUGUGGUUGCAAUACAAGGUGUUAAGGCAGGACUCUAUGCGGCAAUGAAUGGUGAAGGUUUUCUCUACAGCUCAGAUAUUUUUACCCCAGAAUGCAAAUUUAAGGAGUCUGUGUUUGAGAAUUACUACGUCAUUUAUUCUUCGACAAUAUAUCGGCAACAGGAAUCUGGCCGUCAGUGGUUCCUGGGACUUAGUAAAGAAGGUCAAAUCAUGAAAGGAAACAGAGUGAAAAAGACCAAACCAUCAUCACAUUUUGUACCAAAACCUAUAGAAGUGUGCAUGUACAGAGAACCAUCACUGCAUGAAAUUGGAGAGAAGCAAGGACGCUCAAGAAAAAGUUCAGGGACACCAACCAUGAAUGGUGGAAAAGUUGUAAACCAAGAAUCAACAUAGCCAAGAACGUGCCCUGUGCUGAGAGUAAACCCUCUGGAAAGCCUGAAGCUAUAUACAUAAACUGACAAUGUUCUGUUGACUACAUUUUUGAACUCAAAUGUUUUCUUCUUUGGAUAGAACAAGGAAAUGGAAAUUAAAUUGCCUGUGCAAUGUUUUAAACCAACCAGAAAAAAAAAAAAAUUGAAGAAAAUCCUUUGAAUCUGGACUCCAUUCAUAUUUUAUGCAAAGUUUGCUGUGUGACCAAGUAAAUUCCCAUCUCUACAUAAAAAAAGAAAAGCAAAAAAACACAAAACACAAUAAAGAUGGUAUCUUUAAAAGAAA
Molecule: messenger RNA, 2272 nt
Organism: Pelobates fuscus (common spadefoot toad)
Lineage: Eukaryota; Metazoa; Chordata; Amphibia; Anura; Pelobatidae
Gene: FGF12
Product: fibroblast growth factor 12
Exons: 5
Coding region: 1220-1951 (243 amino acids)
Biological process (GO): regulation of voltage-gated sodium channel activity
Cellular component (GO): cytoplasm; nucleus
Molecular function (GO): growth factor activity; sodium channel regulator activity
Source: RefSeq, a predicted model, not a curated record